This is a messenger RNA of Penicillium maclennaniae, 951 nucleotides long. Its product is annotated as ankyrin repeat domain-containing protein. The transcript has a single exon. Gene Ontology annotation, molecular function: protein binding. Bases 1 to 951 code for a protein of 316 amino acids. NCBI's taxonomy places the organism in Eukaryota, Fungi, Ascomycota, Eurotiomycetes, Eurotiales, Aspergillaceae. The record is from RefSeq and is a predicted model, not a curated record. Gene Ontology annotation, cellular component: cytoplasm; nucleus.
AUGACGGCCCCCCCCAUCACAAAGCCCACAGAUAUCGGGUUCAUGGGAUCCAAGCCACAGUGGAUGGUCGCCUACGAAACAGCAUGCAGCCAGGGAACCUUCUUCACAGCGCAAUCUGUCGUCCCACCAGAGCAUAUCUCCCCCGCUUUACUUCAUCACGGCUUGACUAUCGCCCUUAGAGUAGGAAACGCCGCAGUUGCCUGGGAUCUACUCAGACAUGGCGCACAUCUUGAUCGUGAAACACCACUGCACAUCCUAGACGCACCAGCAAAUCUCCAGAUUCAACUCUUCCAGAUCCUACAACAACAUGGCUGGAGACCUAAUUCACCGGGUUAUUACGGAUCCGUUCUACUGCCAAAAGUGGUGACCAACAUCGAGCUUCUCCGCUGGUUCCUCGAAAACGGCGCAAACCCAAAUCUCGGCGCGCAGCGAUUCAGUGGAGAUCGGAAUUGUGAGUCUGAUCCAGCUUCAUGCGCCGCACUCGAAGCAGCUGCUACACAUGGCAGCGUGGAGGCCGUGCAGAUGCUUCUCGACGCCGGCGCCGAGAUCAGAAAUGGAACGCCGUUACACUACGCUUCUGGUGCAUGUACGCCUGGUGCGAGUACCCGCGAAGUUGCCAGCAAGGAAUUCGACGUGAGCCGGAUACCCGUGAUGGCGUUACUGGUAGCGCAUGGAGCGGAUGUGAAUCAGAGGGGAGAAUCGGUGCUGGUGAAGCAUCAUCCGAUCAUGUAUGCAGUUAUGGCGAAGGCUGUGGAGAGGGUACGCUGGCUUCUCGAGCAUGGGGCUGAUCCCGAGGCACGAGGAGACUGGGGGAGUGCGGCGGAGUAUGCGGGUGCCAUGGGAAGCCAGGAGAUGAAGCGGGUGGUUGAGCGCGGCAUUGGGGUCAGACGGAGUGUUCAUGGGCUUGCUGGGGAGACUCUUGCAAUCCGGAUGCGGCCGGAUGCUGGUUAA